AUGCAUCGCUCUCGGGCUGCUGCUCGCUCUUCGAGCAAGACCCCUUCCGAGUCCUCGACGUCGAGCUCCCCCGAACGCGCCGCUGACGAUGAUACCGAUUUCUUUGCUCAGGCAAACGACUCGCAGUCUUCUAUUGGGGUAGGGACGUUUCGUGAACAAACAGCCAGCAAUGAGCUGGAUAUCAUUAUUCCCCCGAUCGGGCGGUUACCUCCGGAAAUCCUCAUAUCGAUAUUCUCAAAACUCAGCUCGCCUGCUGAUAUGCUACACUGUAUGCUGGUUUCUCGGAAAUGGGCAGCAAACUGUGUCGGCAUCCUUUGGCAUCGACCAUCUUGUAAUCGGACCGAGAAUCUUCGGAGCGUUGUGACAUCCGUGGGCAAAAGUGACAAUUUCUUUCCAUACUCCGAACUUAUUAGACGCCUAAACCUGGCGAGUUUGGCUCCCAAGAUUACCGAUAGUGAACUUUCGGCGUUUUUGCAGUGCAAACGCAUCGAGCGGUUGACACUGACGAAUUGUUCCAAGUUGACGGACAGGGGCGUAUCGGAUUUGGUAGAGGGAAAUCGACACCUGCAAGCUCUAGAUGUCUCUGAAUUGCAUUCGUUGACGGAUAAUUUCUUGUAUACCGUGGCCAAAAAUUGUCCACGUCUACAAGGGUUGAAUAUUACCGGUUGCGCCCAGAUAUCAGACGAAUCACUAGUAGUGAUAUCUCAGGCCUGCAGACAUCUUAAAAGACUGAAACUCAAUGGCGUAAGCCGAGUUACGGACGCGUCCAUUCUCUCCUAUGCAGAGAACUGCCCAUCAAUACUUGAAAUUGAUUUGCAUGAUUGUAAACAAGUCACCAGUCGUUCGGUGACAGCUCUGCUGUCCACUUUGCGUAACAUGCGAGAAUUACGCUUAGCUCAAUGCGUCGAAAUUGAUGACUCUGCCUUCCUUCGACUUCCUCCCCAUUCUCUGUUCGACAGCCUCCGCGCCCUAGAUCUUACUGCUUGCGAGCAGAUUAGAGAUGAUUCUAUUGAGCGUAUCACUGAUGCAGCUCCUCGACUACGACAUCUUGUCCUCAACAAAUGCAGAUUCAUCACGGACCGUGCCGUGUUGGCUAUCUGCAAGUUGGGGAAGAAUCUGCAUCUGGUGCACCUAGGUCACUGUCUCAAUAUUACCGAUGCCGCAGUUUCCCAGCUUGUGAAGUCUUGCAACCGCAUCCGCUACAUUGACCUGGCCUGCUGCAAUUUGCUCACAGAUGAGAGUGUUCAACAACUAGCAACCCUACCGAAGUUGAAACGCAUAGGGUUGGUUAAGUGCCAAGCAAUUACGGACUGGAGCAUAUUGGCUCUUGCUCGCUCGAGGGCUCAUGCGCAUUCUGUUAGUCCCAGCUGUCUGGAAAGGGUGCACCUUAGUUAUUGUGUGAACCUGACUAUGCAGGGCAUCCAUGCACUCCUCAACUUCUGCCCGCGCCUGACUCAUUUGAGUCUGACUGGGGUUCAGGCAUUCUUACACGAAGACCUUACUGCAUUCUGCCGUGAUGCGCCCGCAGAAUUCACUCCACAACAACGCGAGGUCUUUUGCGUAUUUAGCGGCGAAGGCGUAGUGAAAUUACGCGACUACCUGAAUCGGAAUGUCGGGCCUUUCCAUUCGGAAACUGAAGCUACAAUGUACGACGAUGAAGAGGAGCUAGACGAAGAAGAGACCCGUGUCACCGGAUUGAUGAGCGCCGCGGCCAUUCGUGACGAUGACGACGACAUGGGUGACAGCGUUAUCGAAGUUGGGCCACCCACUGGCUGAACCUGCAGUCGUUCCACCUGUAUACAUAAACAUACAAUGUCACGACCAACGGUUGACUUCGACCAGUGAUCAAUCAGUGUGGAUAGUUACCAACUGUACUGCAGCGUUAAAGAACCAGAAACUACCGAACAGCCCGUGUCGCUUUUCUUUCGGUCUAGUGAUUAUGGGAUGUCAAUUACCCAUUUUCUUUUAACGAUAUCUUUGCCAGCCGCAGCGGUUCUACUAUCUCGAGUAUUAUUCAUUGUACGGCACUAGCAAAACUUUUCUCUUGCGUUUUCAAAUUGAUACCCAUAUCGGAUUCAUAGCGACUUGAUGGUUUGGACUACAGCUGGAAGAGUGUUUCUUGUCUCUCUGUUUUUGUUUUGGUUGGUUUGCAUCACGCCUUCAAGAUGAGGAACAGACUAUGAAUUGCAGUACACAGA
Messenger RNA from Talaromyces stipitatus ATCC 10500, 2198 nucleotides. RefSeq names its product ubiquitin ligase complex F-box protein GRR1, putative. The transcript is spliced from 3 exons. NCBI's taxonomy places the organism in Eukaryota, Fungi, Ascomycota, Eurotiomycetes, Eurotiales, Trichocomaceae. The coding region runs from base 1 to 1776 and encodes 591 amino acids. The record is from RefSeq and is a predicted model, not a curated record. Gene Ontology annotation, molecular function: protein binding.